AUGAGGACUUUGGAAACUGCUAAUAUCUCUGGGUUCGUGAGUGAGUUCAUCCUCCUGGGGUUUCCCUACUGCAGGGAGACCCAGAUCCUCCUCUUUGUGGUCUUCUCCCUCAUCUACCUCCUGACACUUGUGGGGAACACAUCCAUCAUCUGUGCUGUGUGGUCAAGCUGGAAACUCCACAAGCCCAUGUACAUCCUCCUGGCCAACUUCUCCUUCCUGGAGAUCUGCUAUGUCAAUUCUGAUGUGCCCAAAUUGUUGGCGAAUCUCAUCUCCCGGGCCAAGAGCAUCUCCUAUGCUGGCUGCCUGCUCCAGUUCUACUUCUUCUUCUCCAUGUGUGCUGCUGAGGGCUUAUUUCUGUCAGUGAUGUCUUUUGAUCGAUUUCUUGCUAUUUGUAGACCUUUGCACUAUUCUACCAUAAUGACCCAUCACCUAUGUGUUCGGUUAGUGAUCUUCUGCUGGGCAGGUGGCUUUCUGUGGUUACUUACUCCUUUGACCCUAAUAUCUCAGGUGCCCUUCUGUGGUCCAAACACUAUUGACCAUUUUCUGUGUGAUCUGGCACCUUUGCUGGCAUUGUCCUGUGCUCCAGUAUCUGGAAUUACUCUGACCUGUGGUAUCAUUAGCUCUCUCAUCAUCUUUCUUACCUUCCUGUACAUCCUUGGCACUUACUUCUGUAUUCUAAGCACAGUGUUACAGGUGCCCUUAGGACCAGGAAGGCAUAAGGCUUUCUCAACUUGCGCCUCCCACCUUGCUGUGGUGUCUCUGUUCUAUGGUUCAGUCAUGGUGAUGUAUGUUAGCCCAGGUACUGGGAAAUUUCAUGGGAUGCAGAAACUUGUGACCUUGUUUUAUGCCUUGGCAACUCCAUUCUUUAAUCCCCUGAUCUACAACUUCCGGAACAAAGAUAUGAAGGAGGCACUAAAGAAACUUCUGUAUGUGUUAUUGUGGAAAAUCUCUAAAAGAUCUAAGAGUCAAUGUAUAAUUAGUAUAAUGCAUAAUUCACAUUUAGGAAAAUGA
Cynocephalus volans (Philippine flying lemur) is the source of this 1011-nucleotide messenger RNA. RefSeq names its product olfactory receptor 11H12-like. The transcript has a single exon. Gene Ontology annotation, molecular function: G protein-coupled receptor activity; olfactory receptor activity. Bases 1 to 1011 code for a protein of 336 amino acids. NCBI's taxonomy places the organism in Eukaryota, Metazoa, Chordata, Mammalia, Dermoptera, Cynocephalidae. Gene Ontology annotation, biological process: G protein-coupled receptor signaling pathway. Gene Ontology annotation, cellular component: membrane. The record is from RefSeq and is a predicted model, not a curated record.